Molecule: messenger RNA, 3270 nt
Organism: Thecamonas trahens ATCC 50062
Lineage: Eukaryota; Apusomonadida; Apusomonadidae
Exons: 1
Coding region: 621-3242 (873 amino acids)
Source: RefSeq, a predicted model, not a curated record
GGGAUUGGGGCUUGAGGAGCUUGGAUUGCUAGUCCAACAAGAGGCUAAAGCGAGGGGUAUAUAGCUACCACAGACAAUACACAUUGUAGAGUGGUAGACUACAUAGUGUUCCAUACUUGUGUUGACUUUGUGGCACGGUAGUGUUCCUUGUCAGUGCUGUAGGGCAAGGCGGCGUUUGUGGCUGGUGGCUGUGGCUGCGCGUGACGUGCCGGCAAAAGGCUCUCAUCAAGUGGCAAAAAGUUGUGCCUCUUCAAUUCCAUCAUGUCGGGAUCGUUGGCUCUUGUGGAGGCUCUCAAUGAUGGCUACAGGCGAAUUGAAGUACGUGCUGGCCUGGCCAUUGAAGGCUGCAAGGCGGCGAAUGAGCUGCUUCAUCGCCUGGUCACCACCUUUGCAUCGCAUGCAAAGUCGUUGGCCAAAGUCGCCGAGCUCGUUGAGGCGCCCAACAAACUCGCGGCCGCUACGGAUCUGGAGGCCAUCGAGCUGCCCAAGGCUGUGACCUCGCUCCGCAAGACCAAUCUCGUCUCACGGAACUCAAUCCGUGCCAGCAUGGCGGUCUCGGACUACCCGGCGCUGCACGCCCUCCCCGCCAACGCAAGGGCUCGUCGCGGAGUGUGACGCUGAUGGCGAUGCCUGCGGCGUCGGCCAAGGGCGCGGCCAGUGCGUCUGCUAGUGGGUCGGCUGAGGCGGGUAGUGGGCGAAAGCUGCCGCAGCUGCCGCCCGGGGCUGAGGCCGAGGCUAGAGCUGGGGCGAAGAAUGAUGCUGCAGCAAGAGCGGCUGUGACGGCUGUGACGGCGCGCGAGGUAGAGGCGAGCCUGAUGGAGCACCUUGCGCUGCGCGCGCGCGAUGCCGAGCGAACAACGGCCAAGGUCAAAUACGCACUGACCAAGUCCAAGGAUGUGAGCAAAGCGGUGACCAAGGUGGUGAAGGAGCUGAAAGCACUGACGAAGGACUCGAUGAAGGCGCUGGCAGAGGCGACGGCUGCGAUGCAGUCCGCGCGGGUCGAGUACAUCGCACGGGCCGAGGCGGCCGAGACCGACGAGAUCACGCUGGCGUCUGCGGAGAAUACCGAGGCGCGGGCCAAGCUGGCGGAGCGGGCGCGCAAGUCGCAGGCGAAAAAGGCACAAGCCGAGGCUGCGUAUCUGCGGACGGUCUCGGAGUUUAACAUGGUGCAGGGCUCGCAAACGCAGAUGGUUUUGCCACGGGCACUGGAGCUCAUCCACUCUGCCGAAGAAAUGCGGCUGCAGUCGAUGCGGCGGACGCUCGACGACGUGGUUGCUGCGCUCAACCACGACCCGCUUGGCGUCGGCGCGAGCGCGAGCGGGCUGAGCGCGGUGGUGGCGGCGCUGGUGCCGCUCGAUGACCUCGAGGUAUGGAUGGCGCCAAUGUGGGAGCUGGCGUCGGUCCAGCCACCGACGGUCAAGUUCCACCCGUACUUUGGCGAUCUAUUCCGGGCGAUGUUCAACAUGCCGUUGGCGCAGGAGAAGGCGCUGCGGCGGCAGCGGCGGCGGCAGCGGCGCGCAAUGGCGGCGGCCGGGAAGCAGGUGACUGUCAAGCCGCGACGUGUCGGUGGUGCGAGUGGCGGCGACGAGACACCGGCUGCAGCUCCGUCGGUGGCGGCGGAGGGCAGCGAUGGCGUGGCUGAGCCUGUAGGCUCGGCGCCGGCGCAGGGCACGGGACGGCUAGCGCUUGUGGCGCGUGGCGAGGUCCGGCGGUCGGUCUCUGAAUCGUCUGCCGGGAUGCAGCGGUCUGCGAGAGCUGCGCAACAUAGCACCGGGAGCGGGGCUGGCGGCGAGGGGGGCGUGGAAGGCGACGCUGGCGAUGAGGUCCGAGUCCGAGGCUCGCGGGCGUCGUCCAAGGUCUCUACGAUCAUCGACAGGUUUUCUGUGCUGGAGACCAAGGUGGAGAGCGUGGAGGAGACCAUGUAUGGGUCGCGGCUUGUGGUCCGUGGGUGGCUCCGCAAGAAGGGCGCGCGUGUGCGGUCAUGGAAGCGGCGGUUCUUUGUCAUGCAGGGGCGGUCGAUCCUGUACUUUAAGAAGGCGCCGCCGCGAGGUAAGGAGUCUGUUUCGGACGCGGCCGGGCUCAUCCAUAUCUCGCCUUCGAUGACGGUGAACAAGGCGUCGUACGCGGACGCAUCGAAAACGUUCUUGUUUGAAAUCACGGUGCCGGACCGGACGUAUCUCAUUCAGGCCGGCGACGAGAAGGAGCUUCAUCGGUGGAUUGUGCUGAUCCGGCGGUUCAUUCAGGACUCAAUCGACCUGUCGAGCGCGGCGAUGGCACCCCCGAUCUCGCACGCCAUCACCGCGGCAGCAGCGACCAAGGGCUCGCCAAGUCCGGCGUCGCCUGUUGCACACCAGCACUCGCGGUCACUUUCAUCGGCAGCGUUCCUGGAUCCCGAGUCUGAGCCGGCGUUUGACCUGAGCGACGACGAUGAGGAUGAUGAGGACGAGGAGGACGAGGUUGAGGACGUGGCCGAGGAUGGGGUUGAGGACGUGGCCGAUGAUGGGGUUGAGGACGUGGUCGGGGACGUGACUGAGGACGUCGCCGAGGACGUGGCUGAGGUCGAUGCUCGGGACGUGGCUGAGGCCGAUGCUGGGGAUGCAGCUGAGGUCGAGGUCGAAGCCGAUGCCGGCGCUGAUGCAAAGGUUCGCGCCGCGAGUGAGAGCUCCGGAAGCAGCGGUGGCGGGAGUGGGGCGGGCAGAGGUGGCUCGCUUGGUCUGCCGUCGCAUGUCAAGCAGCGGACGCGGUCAGUGUCAGACUCGCGGGUGCGUCGGACGCGUCCAGACAUGGAAGGCAACGCCCAAGGCGGCAACAUCGGCAAUAUCGGCGGCGGCGGCGGCGGCAGUGUUGAGACCAGCACCGCGAAUGGCGGUAGAGGAUGCGUGGCUGACGACGGUGGCUCGUCGGCUUGCAAGUCUGCGCUGCAGCAGUUCUCGACGUCGCUGCGGAUGUUCUGCGAUUGCGUGCUCAAUCACGACGGGUUCUCGCUGGUGCCGUCACUGACGUGUCUGUUGAUGGACUUUAAGCCGCUGGCAACGCUCUUCCGGAAGCACAACAUCGACUUUUCCGAGACGCGCGACGUGCUCUCCAGCCUUGUGGCGCACUCUCGGCCGAUUGACGGCAACGCGUCGGCGACGCCCGAUGCAUGGCGGUCGCUCAAGCUCGAGGUCCGCGGCCUUGUCAAGUCGUCACGCGAGCUCGGCGACAUGCUGAUCGAGGCCGAGGGCGAGGUUGCCAGUUGGUAGAGGCAAAGAUAAAGGAAGAAGACUCGUA